AUGGCGACACAGCCAGAGCUCAAGACGAGCUUCACCAAAGAGACAACAUGGGAAGCCAUCUGCACAGGCGGCAACCCUGCGAUCUCUCAUGAUGGCAAGUACUACAUCGUGCCAUGCCAUUCCAACGUGAACGCCAUCGACUUGGAUACGGGAAGGGUGUUCCACUCCUUUGAGCCAGACACUGAUCCAGCCCUCGCAGCAGCCAUCUCUAACGACAACGAGCUUGUGGCCACUUCCAGCAGAUCGCUGGUGGUCAAGAUUUGGAGCUUCAGAACAUUCGAGUGCCUUAAAUCAUUCAAAGCCCAUGAAGCUCCAACCGUUGCCAUGGACUUUGACAACAUCACAAACUCUCUUCUGGCCACUGGUGCUGCGAACGGCGCCAUCAAGGUGUGGGAUGUCCGUCAGGGAUACUGCACACACGUCUUCCGUGGAUCCGUGGGCGUCGUCAGCUUUGUGCGCUUCCACCCGUCUGAGUUCCAGCUGUUCACCAGCAGUGAUGACUGCCGCCUGCGAUAUUGGAACCUCAAGGACAAGUCGAAGCACCAGGUGCUUGACGCGCAUUCGUCUGUCGUUCGCGACAUUGCCUUUGAUGAGGAGCACCCGAACCGCUUCUACACGGCUGCGCGGGACCAGCUGGUGCACCGGUGGAGCGCGGCCAAGAUGAAGAUCAAGUCAACCAUCCCACUCCACGAGGCGAUCGAAGGGCUUGUGCUUGGAUCCAUCCGCGCGUCGUUCUUCCGUGAUUGCGAGGGCGAGGGCGAUGCGCUGAUCCCGGCGUUUGUCACUGCCGGCGACCACGGCGUGCGGUUCUGGCGGCCGGACGGCACAGAGCUGUUCCCACGCCGUCGCAAGUUGUGGAUGACAAAGCCGUGCAAGCGCAUGGUGUACAGCAGCGAGGCGCGUCGCGUGGUGGUGCUCACCCACGAGCUGCAUGUUGGCAUUGUCCAACUCGACAACAUUGCCGACACUCGCGAGAUGAUCGGCCACUACGACGAGAUUACAGAUUUGCGGUUCUUCAGUCCGUCUGUGGACCGGGACCUGCUCAUCGUCUCCACCAACAGCCACGAUGUGCACGUUGUCGACCCCGGCACGCGCAGCAGCACCACCCUCGCCGCGCACACGGACAUCGUUCUUGCUGUGGAUGUGUCUGCAGACGGCACCGCUGUGGCCACCGUCUCAAAGGAUUCGUUGUGCAUUGUGUGGUCCUUCGAUGGCGCUUCGUUCCGCCCCGUCUUCACGUGCACCGGACACACCGCCACCGUUGUGUUUUGCAAGAAGAGCAAGAACGCUCUGUUCACGGGCAGCGAGGACACAACAGUCAAGAAGUGGACGCUUCCAUGGGACGAUGUUGUGAAGAACGACGAGGACGAUGAUUCUGUGGACCGCACAAUCAAGGGUGCCAUCCCCGCCACGGUCGAGUACUCCCGCAUUGCGCACAAGAAGGACAUCAACAGCCUUGACGUGGCCCCCAACGACAAGCUGCUUGCAUCAGCGUCGCAGGACCGCACCAUCAAGCUGUGGAACACACACACGGGCGACGCGAAGCUUCACUUGAAGGGUCACAAGCGCGGCGUGUGGUGUGUUCGGUUUUCUCCGUCAGACCAGAUUGUGGCCUCUGCCUCUGGUGAUGCAACCGUGAAGCUGUGGAACGCGGUCAGCGGCGCCUGUCUGCGAACUAUGGAGGGUCACACCAACUCCAUUCUGAAACUCGUGUUUGUGAGCAAGGGCACCCAGAUUGUGUCGUCGUCCUCUGACGGCGUUGUGAAGCUCUGGACACUGCGCACGGGCGAUUGCGUCACCACACUCGACGGCCACGACGAAAAGAUCUGGGCACUUGAUGUGAGCGGGAGUGGAGAGAAGAUGGCGACGGGCGCCGCGGACGGCACCAUCGCCAUCUGGCGCGACGACUCGAAGGAGAAGGACGACGCAGCACGCAAGCAGGAGGAGGAGAGGCUGCGUGAGGAUCAGGAGCUCAACAACUUGAUCCAGAGCCAGGAAUACGCAGAGGCCUUUCGCCGUGCCGUCAACAAGAACAGGCCACGAACGCUGCUGCGACUGCUGCGACACCUGCGAGACGCCGACGAAAUGGAUGAGGUUGAGCCGUGCAUUCAACAGUUGGAUAUUGAGCAGAUUACGCGUCUGCUCUCUUUCAUUGAGAACUGGAACUUCAACUCAAAGACCAGCCGGGAGGCGCACGAGCUCCUGAACAUCAUCAUCACGACCACCUCCCACGACCACCUGCUCAAGAUUCCAAACUGCGCCAAGACUCUCGACUCGCUCAUCGCCUACUCUGAGCGCCACAUGCGUCGCAUUCAGCAGCUCACGCAGAAGACAGCGUUCCUCGACUACACCCACGAGGGCAUGCGCGCAGGCGUCAGCAAGAAGAGGAGACACGAGGAAAGCUGA
Salpingoeca rosetta is the source of this 2406-nucleotide messenger RNA. Its product is annotated as serine/Threonine protein kinase. The transcript has 20 exons. Lineage: Eukaryota; Choanoflagellata; Craspedida; Salpingoecidae. The record is from RefSeq and is a predicted model, not a curated record. Gene Ontology annotation, molecular function: U3 snoRNA binding; protein binding. Gene Ontology annotation, biological process: endonucleolytic cleavage to generate mature 5'-end of SSU-rRNA from (SSU-rRNA, 5.8S rRNA, LSU-rRNA); endonucleolytic cleavage in 5'-ETS of tricistronic rRNA transcript (SSU-rRNA, 5.8S rRNA, LSU-rRNA). The coding region runs from base 1 to 2406 and encodes 801 amino acids. Gene Ontology annotation, cellular component: 90S preribosome; small-subunit processome; nucleolus.